AUGUCUGCACUCGCGUCAUUAACAACUUCUGUGAUAAUCCUUGAGUUUAUGAACAUUUCCCUCUUACUACUCCUCGUGUUUACGCCUGCUCCUAAACACCCUAUUGUCAAAGCCCUCAUGAUCUCUUGUCUCCUUCGCUCCGUGUUGGACAUCCUACCUCCUAUAGUACACAAAAUCAUCCCUCAAAAGCUCGGCAUUCAUAUAACGAAACAUCCAGCCACAGUCAACUUCUGCAUCGUAGACUCUAUAUUGCUUAAUUAUGUCACCGUGGUCAAAGCAGCAUUCGCUGUCAACUUUACCUUGCCAUUCCUGGGACUUGCUCUCCUUCAGGCCAAGCCAAAGCGCAGCGCGGAUGAUCAUCCUCACCUUACGAGACGCAACGUGUGGAUCCUGUGCGUCUCUCCGUUCUUAUGGGCGCUGCCUGUGUUGCUCACCCCUAUUCAUGUUCUCUCGCAGGGAACCCCAAAGUCGGUACAAUAUAACAUCACUUCAUGUUACUUCGACGAUCCUGCCUUCACAAUAGUGUCCCUGAUCUUCACUCUCAUACCACUUGCCGUUUCCACCAUCGUCGCCGCCGUUCUAGCCGUCGUCAUCUGGCGCUUCUCCACCAUGCUCGAUCGCACGGGGUGGCACUUUGCGAAGACGAAGCGAUUCGCUCGGUUUGGGGCCCUCGUCUUGGUGACUAUGAUUUCAGCAUCACUCUACACGGUGGUGCUUUCACAAUGGAUCCACUUGCGCCGCCGAUGGCCCGACGGGGAUGGUACGUGGACACAGGACACCGGGUGGGUCAGAAUUAUCCGCACAAGCGUGCUUUGGGAA
This is a messenger RNA of Dichomitus squalens LYAD-421 SS1, 819 nucleotides long. RefSeq lists its product as uncharacterized. The annotation marks the transcript as partial. NCBI's taxonomy places the organism in Eukaryota, Fungi, Basidiomycota, Agaricomycetes, Polyporales, Polyporaceae. The record is from RefSeq and is a predicted model, not a curated record. The transcript is spliced from 6 exons.